ACAUCAACUUCAACUAAUGCGCCAUUUGCCCCUGAACCAAUUAAGAACUAAUUCAGGUUCCAUUGUGACCACGUGAUUAUGCCCCGACCAUGAAUUAUGCACUAACCCAAAAUUCACUAGCUCAAUAUCAACGAAAGCUCCAUCCAAAAAAAGUUGAACCGGCCACCCUCACCAGCACCAAACGAAUUCCCCCUCCCCCGCCACCAUGCAAAAAGUAAUUCGGCGUACGAUACUUGCCGAAAAGCAAGCCGUCCGCCGGCUUGCGAGGCGGCAGCGCAAAAAUGAACUGGACGAGUUCGCUAUUCGACAGGACAGGAUGAAAAUGUGGAACGGGGAAACCCUAAAACGGGCAAAGGAAAAUAAGGUAGCGCGAAGGGAGGAUUGGGAAUUGAAGGAGUUGGCUCCGAAGAGAGAUGUGGGUUCAAAGGCCGAUAAGUAUGGCAGUAUUGAAUCCCACUCCGUGGAAGAACCAGCUGCGAGGAGGAAAGAAAUCUUGGAGAUACUGGACAUAUGGGGUGGGAAAAAAUAUCUAAAUAUUACCGCGGGGGAUAGAGUGGUUGUGAUUCAAGGGCGAGAUAAGGGAAAGAUUGGAAAGGUAGAGAAAGUUGAUAAACAGAGGGCGGAAGUUUAUUGUGAGGGGUUGAACAUGGUAUGUUUUGAGAUCUCUCGUGCCAUCCGCUCUCCAAUUACCCCCACCACGAAUCCUGUAUUGGCACGCACUAAGAUAAUCAUCAGGUCGAUUUGGCAAUACCCGAAUGGAUGAAAUCAGACGAAGACCCAGACCGCCGUCCCACGCGCUCCUUCCCCCAGGGCAUCUCUUUGAAAAAUGUCAAACUAGUAUUUCCCUAUACCGACCCCAUAACUGGCCUGACCCGCGACGUAAUCGCCAAAAAGCUCGUCCACCACAAAAUGUUCCGAGACCGCCACGGCCAAACCGUCAAAUGGCAGCGUAUAAUCCCUGGUGCCGGUGACCGCCCCAAUAUAAUAAUUCCAUGGCCCAAAACUGAACCUCGAGAGAAGAAGGACCAUGAUUGCGAUACCCUGCGAAUGGAGGUGGAAGAAAGAACAUUUGUGCCCACACUCCUCACACCACCGAUGCCCGCGAGUGUGAUCGAUGAGUUGAGAAAUAAAUAUUCGGUAUUCAGGAAGAGACAUGAUCCCGAAUACGUAGAGAGAAAAUUAGAAGAAGACAGACAAAACGAAACGAAGAAUACGACGAUUGCUUCAAUGAGGACGCCAUUGAAGGAACUUAAUAAGAGGGAAAGAGCACUACGAAAAGCAAAGGGCAAGGGUAAGCUUACUCGAGGCAUGUUAUUGAAAAUUGGAGAGGUGAUCUCCCGGAGGAGAGGAACGAUCAUGAGACAGGUGGGUAUUAGCACGAUUGAAGGGGCCACAACUACAGAGGCUGGGGAAGCUGGCAUUACUUCUCCACCUGCGUCUACGUCUACAGAGCCAGUACCAGUGGCCGCUUGAUGAUUAUGCAUGUAUAUUAUGUAUUUGGAAUGAAAAAAAAAAGUGUAAAUGUAUGGAAUACAUGGCACACAGACCGUUCAAGGCAUUCGUGGUUCGUACGUGGUGUUAUAGUAUAUAUCAAAUUCAACACACAUGGUUUUUAUCACC
This is a messenger RNA of Sclerotinia trifoliorum, 1620 nucleotides long. Lineage: Eukaryota; Fungi; Ascomycota; Leotiomycetes; Helotiales; Sclerotiniaceae. The record is from the annotation of a GenBank genome assembly.